Nerophis lumbriciformis (worm pipefish) is the source of this 900-nucleotide messenger RNA. The record is from RefSeq and is a predicted model, not a curated record. NCBI's taxonomy places the organism in Eukaryota, Metazoa, Chordata, Actinopteri, Syngnathiformes, Syngnathidae.
AUGCUUUCCUACAUCAUCGGGGUCAUCCGGAGCGGCAUUGACAGCUUCGUCAACCUCCUCUUCCGGCUCCUAUUCCCCCGGAGGAGACCCGCCAUCACCCUGCAGGACCCCAGCGUAAAGUAUGCAUUGCGGCUCAUUGAUAAGCAGAUCGUGAGUCACGACACUCGCAAAUUCCGCUUCGCCCUGCCGUCCGGUGAACACGUCCUGGGUCUCCCCGUGGGUCAGCACAUUUACCUGUCGGCCAAAAUCGACGGCAAGCUGGUGGUGCGCCCUUACACGCCGACGUCUAGCGACGACGACAAAGGCUACGUGGACCUGGUCAUUAAGGUUUACUUCAAAAACGUCCACCCCAAAUUCCCGGAAGGCGGCAAAAUGAGUCAGUACUUGGAGAGCCUUGGCAUCGACGACACUAUCGAUUUCAGAGGACCUAGCGGACUUCUCGUCUACAAGGGCAAAGGCGUUUUUGCCAUUCAGGAUGACAAAAAGUCCCCGGCCGUGACCAAGACGGCCAAGCACGUGGGCAUGAUCGCAGGCGGGACGGGAAUUACACCGAUGCUGCAGCUCAUCACGGCCGUCAUGAAGGACCCGCAGGAUCAGACAGUUUGCCACCUGCUCUUUGCCAACCAGACGGAAAAGGACAUCCUGCUGAGGCCCGAGCUGGAGGAGAUUCAAGUCAACCACCCCGAGCGCUUCAAGCUGUGGUUCACCGUCGACAGGGCGCCCGCCAACUGGGACUACAGCGAAGGCUUCAUCAACGAAACCAUGGUGCGCGAGCACCUGCCUCCGCCUUCCGCCGACACGCUGGUGCUGAUGUGCGGCCCGCCGCCCAUGAUCCAGUUCGCGUGCAACCCCAACCUGGACAAGGUCGGCCACGCCGCCGAGCGCAGGUUCGCCUUCUAG